GAGCACCCACUUCUAAGAGUCAUCUUCUUGGUAUCAGAUUCACUCGAGCUCAUCACUACCCCUUCAUAUUCUCAGUUUGGCCGGCUUUGCCCGCAAGGAAGACUGAAAAGUCAUGAAAGACACCUGGAAGGCUCUGAGAGGAAAGGAAAGCCUUGCUUUCCAGGAGAGAUUGACAUGAAACACAGAUAUGGCCAACAGAGGCGAAGUGAAAUGCAGGGCGCCUGCAGGAAUGUCGCUUCAUAAACGUCCGAUCCAUAUUAAGCCCAGGUGUCCACAAUACAGAGAUUGACUGGAAAGCCUACAUGGCUGAGGUAGAGGGCGUCAUCAAUGGCACCUAUGACUAUACCCAGUUGCAGGGGGACACUGGACCUCUUGUGUAUCCAGCUGGCUUUGUGUACAUCUUUAUGGGGCUAUAUUAUGCCACUGGGCGGGGCACUGACAUCCGCAUGGCCCAGCACAUCUUUGCUGUGCUCUACCUGGCCACCUUGCUGCUUGUCUUUUUGAUCUACCACCAGACCUGCAAGGUACCUCCCUUCGUCUUUUUCUUCAUGUGCUGUGCCUCUUACCGUGUCCACUCCAUCUUUGUGCUGCGGCUCUUCAAUGACCCAGUGGCCAUGGCACUGCUCUUCCUCAGUAUCAACCUUCUGCUAGCAAAGCGCUGGAGCUGGGGCUGCUGCUGUUUCAGCCUGGCUGUCUCUGUGAAGAUGAAUGUGCUACUCUUCGCCCCUGGGUUACUCUUCCUUCUCCUAGUGCAAUUUGGCCUCCGUGGGGCCCUCCCUAAGCUGGGCAUCUGUGCUAUUCUCCAGGUGGUUCUGGGACUGCCCUUCCUGUUGAAGAACCCCGUUGGCUACCUGUCCCGCUCCUUUGACCUUGGACGCCAGUUUCUCUUCCAGUGGACAGUAAACUGGCGCUUCCUCCCUGAGGCCCUCUUCCUGAAUCGGGCCUUCCACCUGGCCCUGUUGGCUGCCCACCUCACCCUGCUCUUACUCUUUGCCCUCUGCAGGUGGCACCGCACAGGGGAAAGUAUCCUGUCGCUGCUGAAGGAUCCCUCCAAAAGGAAGGUUCCACCCCAGCCCCUCAAACCCAAUCAGAUAGUUUCUACCCUCUUCACCUCUAACUUCAUUGGCAUCUGCUUCAGCCGCUCCCUCCACUACCAGUUCUACGUCUGGUAUUUCCACACACUGCCCUACCUCCUGUGGGCCACACCCGCACGCUGGCUCACGCAUCUGCUCAGGUUGCUGGUGCUGGGGCUCAUCGAGCUCUCCUGGAACACAUACCCGUCUACAUCUUGCAGCUCUGCUGCCCUGCACGUGUGUCAUGCUGUCAUUCUGCUGCAGCUCUGGCUGGGCCCCCAGCCGUUCCCCAAGAGCAUCCAGCACAGCAAGAAGGCCCACUGAGAACCACCUCUUCCCCUCCGGUCCAUUCUUAGGACCCUGGAUGGGGAUGGACUCUGUGUCCUUUCCAAUAAACCUUACCAAGUCCACUACUGUGCAGCCUAGCCUACAUGGAAGUGCCUGGACGAAGCUGAGAGAGACAUGCACAAGGCAGAUAACGAAUUCAUUCAGGCAGU
Molecule: messenger RNA, 1570 nt
Organism: Condylura cristata (star-nosed mole)
Lineage: Eukaryota; Metazoa; Chordata; Mammalia; Eulipotyphla; Talpidae
Gene: ALG3
Product: ALG3, alpha-1,3- mannosyltransferase
Exons: 9
Coding region: 303-1397 (364 amino acids)
Cellular component (GO): endoplasmic reticulum
Molecular function (GO): dol-P-Man:Man(5)GlcNAc(2)-PP-Dol alpha-1,3-mannosyltransferase activity
Source: RefSeq, a predicted model, not a curated record